AUGCCGGAUAGCGAUGUAGAUGACAUCGCUCCGAUCCAGAGGCACAGCACGUUGCGGACCAAGAGUGGCGAGAGCUCGCACAUGGGGUCUACCUUGGCGACGCCAGUCUCGGGCCAGAGACAAAGCAGUGCCCGAGUUGAGGUCACUUCCGCUCCACGGAGGAGUAGUCGGAGGGCCACAAGGAUGGCGCAAGAGAAGAUCACCAGCGCCUAUCAAGAGAUUGGCGUGGAGGACGCCAACGAUAACGAGCCCCAAGUGGGUAUCCAGGAGAUCGAUUACGAGGUCGACGAGGAGUAUGAGGCCGACGACGAGGCCUAUGAAGAGAUCGAUGAAGUGAAUUUGUCAGAUGAUUCAGAGGACGAUGAACUCGCCCUUCUUCAUCCACAUGAGGCCGACCUCAGCGGAUUUGAGGACAUUGGUGGCGAUGAUCCUAUGAACGAAGACACCGAAGAAACAAGUGACGGUGAUGAGCCCGUCAACUCACGUCGCACCAGGGGAAAAAAGGCUGCACGACAACUCAGCAAAAUAAAGAUACUGAAAUAA
Messenger RNA from Ilyonectria robusta, 543 nucleotides. RefSeq lists its product as uncharacterized. Lineage: Eukaryota; Fungi; Ascomycota; Sordariomycetes; Hypocreales; Nectriaceae. The coding region runs from base 1 to 543 and encodes 180 amino acids. The transcript is spliced from 2 exons. The record is from RefSeq and is a predicted model, not a curated record.